CUAUACCAGCCGCAAGCAACACGCCCCCCCUUCACUAUGUCGCAGAGUGCCUGUGCCUUGUCUGGUGAGCAUAUGAGAGCCACCUUGCGGUUUUCCGUUCAUUCGCCCGACAUCACUCGUUGAUACUGAAGCCCAGCUUUCGUUUUGCCGUUCAUUCGCCACGUACUUGACUCCUGCGCAGUUGCUUGCCGUUACUCCAGCUGUUCACUCCGUGUUCCCGUCCCCGAAGAUGCCCUUCAACACGGAGCUGACCCGCCGUCUCGGCAUCACGGUCCCUGUUGUGCAGGGCGGAAUGCAGCAUGUGGGAACUGCUGAGAUGGCGAGCGCCGUGUCCAACGCGGGCGGUCUGGGCAUCAUCACGGCACUUAUCUGGCCGGAACCGGAGGGCCUCCGCCAGGAGAUCCGCAAAUGCAGAAAGCUGACGAGCAAGCCAUUCGGCGUCAAUAUAACCUUGCUCCCGGCGCUUGUCCCGCCCGACUAUGGCGCCUAUGCCCAGGUUGUCAUUGAUGAGGGCGUCAAGAUCGUCGAGACGGCGGGCAACUCGCCUGGGCCGGUCAUCUCCAAGCUCAAGAAGGCUGGAUGCAUCAUCCUCCACAAGUGCACCACGAUCAGGCACGCUCAGUCCGCUGUGAAGCUUGGUGUUGAUUUUUUGAGCAUCGACGGGUUUGAGUGUGCUGGACAUGUCGGCGAAUCGGACAUCACGAACUUUAUCCUCCUCAGCAAGGCGCGGCAAACGCUCAAGGUGCCCUUCAUUGCCUCGGGCGGCUUCGCCGACGGCCAGGGUCUCGCGGCAGCGCUAUGCCUGGGAGCCUGCGGCAUCAACAUGGGAACGCGAUUCCUCUGCACGGUCGAGAGCCCGAUUCACCACAACAUCAAAGAGCAGAUCGUCAAGGCGGAGGAGACCGACACGGCGCUGGUGCUGCGGCGCUGGCGCAACACCACUCGCCUGUACCGCAACAAGGUUACGGAGCAGGCGCUGAAGGUCGAGCAGGAGAGCAAAACAGGGGAAUUCUCCGAGAUUGCGCCGUAUGUUAGCGGUAAGCGCGGACGUGAGGUUUUCAUCAACGGCGACCCCGAGUACGGUGUUUGGACCGCCGGGCAGGUCAUUGGUCUGAUCCAUGAUAUCCCCACGUGCAAAGAGCUGGUGGCAAGGAUUGAGAAGGAGGCUGAGGAGACACUAAGGGAGAGGCUCGGCCUAUUUACUCCUUCUUCAAAGCUAUAGUCUUCCUGACGGGUGAGGAUUAAGGGGAAAGUAGCAGGGCCCUUUCUGUCUGCGAGCGAGUACAUUAGAACGUUGACUCGGAGGGUCUCAGUUGAGGCCUUCCCCAGAUUCCAACGUGGUAGUAGUAUAGAACAACCAUCUUGACGA
Molecule: messenger RNA, 1369 nt
Organism: Chaetomium strumarium
Lineage: Eukaryota; Fungi; Ascomycota; Sordariomycetes; Sordariales; Chaetomiaceae
Exons: 5
Coding region: 230-1222 (330 amino acids)
Molecular function (GO): nitronate monooxygenase activity
Source: RefSeq, a predicted model, not a curated record